AUGUGCACCAGCAGCAGUAGACCCAGGCCCAGGCCCAGACCCAGGCCCAGGAGUAGCUGCUUUGGAGCCAGCUUACUAACCGCUCUGACGCUGAUGCUCGUCGCUUGUCUCGCUGCCGGACAUGCAGAUGAAUUGAAAGCCAGUCCAUCCAUCGAGCACGCACCAGCAGUCGGCAGCCCAUCACUCGGCACAGACAAUACCAAUGGCAGCCUGGAGCAGCUCAUCGAGUUGAAGCUGAACGAGUCGGCCAGCAGGGCAGCGCAGUCGGAUGAGCUGCUAUCUAGGAAACGGCGCUAUUUGGUAUUUCCGGAGGGCAGCUCCUUUCAGAUGGUGUACGAUGAGAUUGUGGGUGUUGUGGAUCACACCAACUAUCUGAUUCUCGGCAUUACGGUGGCCCUGGCCUGGGAGCUGCCAAGCAAGCCGCCCAGCGAGGAGCUGGACGAUCUGCUGACCAAACUGGAGGACGGCACCAUAGAUAUCAGUCGCAACGACACCGUGUCCAACAUAACCUAUGUGGACGAUGCUGCGGAAGCCACCACCAAGGCAACGUACUACAAGCCCAACUACAUCCACUUGGGCUCCGGUUCUGGCUCUGGCUCUGCAGCUGGCAGCAAUUCCUACUACAGCUCUAACCCUGUGUUCCGUACGCCCAUGCAUCCGUCACAUCAGUAUGCGGACAGCUAUUACAGCCGCCCCAAGGGUGGCAGGCGAAAGGACAAUCACUACUACUACAGCAGGCCCGCGGCUAGUGCCAGCAAUCCCUUCUCCAAGUGGUCAAGACCCUACACACCGGCGCACAACUCACGUUAUCCCUACUGGGCUUUGUCCUCGCGCCUCAAGGAUCGCUAUUAUGGGCAGACUAGCUACAGGCAGGCACCUCAGGCACAGAGACGUCAGGACCCGCCAACAACAACGACGACCACUAGCCGACCCACCCGCAAGCCGGCACCACGUCAUCAUCACAUAUAUCCGGUGUUUGGCAAGCGCAGCCUGCCGGAUGCAGCCAAUCCGCAUCAACGUCAGCGGCGCAGUGGAGUGGCAAGCCAGCAUGAGGCCGGCAUUAGCCGGCUGGAGCAGCUGCAGAUCAGGCAUCAUCGCAGCAGUCGACAGGCGCUGUACGAGCGCAUCGAAAAGUAUUUGGAUAAACGCGGCCAUCCUGGCUAUCAUUGUGUGCUGCGCACCCUUUGCGAGACGGGCCAGAAGACGAAGCAGGAGCAGGAGCCUGGCACCUUUGUGGGCGAACUGAUGCGCGCGGUCUUCACCAUACCCGAGGCCUUGGACAACGAGCCCGUUGCCUAUCGCGACACGCACUAUGACAAGGCGCAUGCCUCUGGCGGUGACUGUGCGGCACUCUAUCCCGAGUGCAAGCAGUCCAUGUGGCAGGCCCAUUUCAUACAAUAA
Drosophila obscura is the source of this 1401-nucleotide messenger RNA. RefSeq lists its product as uncharacterized. The record is from RefSeq and is a predicted model, not a curated record. NCBI's taxonomy places the organism in Eukaryota, Metazoa, Arthropoda, Insecta, Diptera, Drosophilidae. The transcript is spliced from 4 exons. Bases 1 to 1401 code for a protein of 466 amino acids.